Beta vulgaris subsp. vulgaris (sugar beet) is the source of this 2161-nucleotide messenger RNA. RefSeq lists its product as hypothetical. The transcript is spliced from 9 exons. Gene Ontology annotation, cellular component: cytoplasm. Gene Ontology annotation, molecular function: mRNA binding. Lineage: Eukaryota; Viridiplantae; Streptophyta; Magnoliopsida; Caryophyllales; Amaranthaceae. The record is from RefSeq and is a predicted model, not a curated record. Bases 257 to 1723 code for a protein of 488 amino acids. Gene Ontology annotation, biological process: mRNA destabilization.
UAGUUAGGGCUUUAUAUUUUGGUUGCCCUCCAACCUUUCACCGCUUUUUGUCUAAAAACCCAAAAAAUUUCUUGGCGGCCAGCCUCUCUUUCUCUUUUUCCUUCUUCUCGAAGCCUCUCUCUUUCCUUACUGAACCGCCCCAAUCUUUGAGAGGCUCCCAAUUUUUUCUACCCAUUUUCGACGGAUCUCUCUCUUCAGCCUGCGUGCAUAUUUUGAGGACGUAUCAAAGCUCAAUCUACCUUCCCUUGCAUUAACUAUGGCAGCUAUUGGAACGCCUUCUAAUGAUGCCGCAGAUUUGUUGCAGAAGCUAUCUCUGGAUUCUCAGACCAAAUCUCUUGAAGCUCAUGAACCCCCAAAGAAGUUUGGUUCAAUUGGUUCUCGCAAUGCUAUCAAUAGUUUGGCUAAGCCAUAUGAGCGUUCUGCAGUGCCCAUCCAGGAUUUUGCCAAUAUGAACAUGUAUUACCCACCCAAUGGUUACCCUUCCGCUCCCUUUUAUUAUGGAGGCUACGAUGAGUCACUAAACUUGUGGAAUGAUUAUAGAUACCUGAAUCAUGAUGGAGUUGAUAUGCAUUCAGGCCUUCAACAACGACGAGUAUCUUCAGGGGUUAAUCAAGCUGCUGGAUUCAUGGGCAGAUCGCACCUAAAUGAUCAAAUGUAUGGUCAUUAUGGUAAUGCUUAUCGGGGUGGUUCAGGAUAUGGAUUGAACUUCUACAGUCAGAAAUCUCCUUGGAAUUCGUGGCGAACGGUUGAUAACAAAUAUGCAGCUAAAGGACGCAACAAUGGGUUCUUUAACUAUGGGAAUGAAAAUAAAGAUAGUCUGAAUGAGCUAAGCAAGGGACCUAGAGCAAAGGAUGUGAAAAAUCAGCCAGGAUUUGGAACAGUUAAAUUGGCUGUGAAGGGGCAGGAUCUGGCUCCAAAAGUAAACAGCAAGGAAGAAACUAUCUCUGUAAUGUCAGACAAAGAUCAAUAUAACAGAGAAGAUUUUCCUGAGACUUAUUCAGAUGCUAGAUUCUUUGUCAUCAAAUCAUAUAGUGAGGAUGAUGUCCAUAAAAGUAUCAAGUACAAUGUCUGGGCAAGUACCCCCAAUGGAAACAAAAAGCUGGAUGCAGCAUAUCAGGAAGCCAAAGCAAAGCCUGACAGCUGCCCUGUGUUUUUGUUGUUCUCGGUAAAUGCUAGUGGGCAAUUUGUUGGCCUAGCAGAGAUGGUUGGUUCUGUUGAUUUCAACAAGAGCAUGGACUUCUGGCAACAGGACAAGUGGACAGGGUGCUUCCCUGUUAAGUGGCACAUAGUCAAGGAUGUCCCCAAUAGUUUGUUGAAGCACAUUACUCUUGAAAAUAAUGACAACAAGCCUGUUACAAAUAGCAGAGACACGCAAGAGGUUAAACUUGAGCAGGGUGUUCUAGUGCUUAAAGCUUUUAAGUCUCAUCUGACUAAGACUAGUAUCUUGGAUGAUUUUGAGUUUUAUGAAGCACGACAAAGAGCAUUGCAGGAAAAGAAGGCGAAGAGACUUCAGUUCCAGAAACAGGUACAAAAUGAGAACAGCUCUGGAGAUGUGAACGUUGCUACAGCCUUCAAUGGCGGAUCAGCAACUGGACCUGGACCUAACGGUCAACCCAAGACACAUCAGGAAUCUGUAGCUAGACCUCAAUCUUUUGCUGAUGCCGCCAAAGGUGCCAAAGGAGAUAAAACUGGUGCUGCAGAUGCCACCGUCACAUCUGCCUGAAAAUGGUACUUUCAGAGCUUCAACGUGGCUGGCGAUUCACAGGUUUUUGAAGGCAGAGUGAGAACCCAGCACAGUUCCUAGUUUUGAUCCAAAAUUUAGUUAGUGAUAUAGGUGGUCCUUUUCUCUGUUAUUGCAAACUUCACCUUUUUAUAUUUUUCUUAUGGGAUGGGGUGGAUAUGCGAAAUAUGGUUGUGUUAUUUUUCCUUUUUUUAAUUUUCUCUUUUUGAAUGUAGCCUCUUAAGGCAGAUUCUAUUUUUUGCGUUUUAUAGUUAAUGGGUUGUGUGGUUUUUGGGGAUCUGGGAAUAGUGGGUAGCUUAGCUGCAUAGGAGACUUUUCUGAGACCUAAUAGUAUGUGUAGCUUUAAUGAAAUUGAGUUUUUGUUUUGUUAAGUGAUGGUCAAUGGAGUUGGUGUUAAUAAAGUUUCAGUUUGUUUUUAUA